Gordionus sp. m RMFG-2023 is the source of this 636-nucleotide messenger RNA. RefSeq lists its product as uncharacterized. Gene Ontology annotation, biological process: nucleocytoplasmic transport. The record is from RefSeq and is a predicted model, not a curated record. Lineage: Eukaryota; Metazoa; Nematomorpha; Gordioida; Chordodea; Parachordodidae. The transcript has 4 exons. Gene Ontology annotation, cellular component: nuclear pore central transport channel. The coding region runs from base 93 to 479 and encodes 128 amino acids.
CCAUCAAAUACUUUUGUCCUUUAUUCGGUUAUACGCAGUAUAUUUAUCAGGGGAAAUCAAAAUAUUUUAUUAAACUCUAUAGUAUAUUAAUUAUGGCCGGCGACCCAUCUCAAAUACACCAGGAUAUAGCACAAGAAUUUUUACGUUAUUUUUAUUCUAAAAUACAAACAACCAGAGAGGAACUGAUUAACCUAUAUACUGAUAAUGCUAUGUUGUCAUAUGAAGGCCAAGCUUUUACUGGAAAACAGUCUAUACUAGAUAAGCUCAAAUCUUUACCAAAAUACAGUUUAAAUGUAUCUUCUUGUGAUUGUCAAUUCAUAGAAUCAGAUGCUACCAGGUUGCUCAUUUUAGUGACGGGAACUAUUACACUAGAACAAGGACAGCCUAUGCAAUUUUGUCAUAACUUCCACUUGAGGCAAUUCAAUCAAUCUACCUGGCUCAUCACCAACGAAUUAUUUAGAUUCUCAUUUUUAGGCUAAAAAUACCGAAUUUGUACAAUAGAAUGUAUUUUUUUUUACAAAAAGAAUUUUAUACUGAUAUAUUUUUUUUAAAUGCGAUAAAAUAAACAUGAUAUAUAUCUUCCCAAAUAUAAAUUUGAUUAUGACGAAAUGAAUUAUAAAAUAUGAAAGAUUUACA